This is a messenger RNA of Xyrauchen texanus (razorback sucker), 2749 nucleotides long. RefSeq names its product motile sperm domain-containing protein 2-like. NCBI's taxonomy places the organism in Eukaryota, Metazoa, Chordata, Actinopteri, Cypriniformes, Catostomidae. Bases 216 to 1787 code for a protein of 523 amino acids. The record is from RefSeq and is a predicted model, not a curated record. The transcript is spliced from 15 exons.
GGCUUUUACUGCGUUCAAAUUCCGUUCAUGAUACCGUUAUUUGCUUUUAUUUUACCAGAGUGUAUCACAGGAACUUUAUCUCUCCGCAAGAGUCCGCUCAAAGGUUUAUUUGACAUAUCAGAGCCAGGAUGGCGUCGUCAUGUGUUCAGUUUCACACAGUCUGCAGUGGAUUCCACUGAAGCUCCGGCCACUGCCGACACACAGAGUGAACCACCAUGGCGGAGGCAGGGCUGCCUCAAUCAGAGCAGCACAUCGGGAGCAAGAUUGAAGAAACGCGACAGAGGUUUAAAAGCGAGUAUGUUGAAGAGUCCACAGAUAAAUACGACCCAAGAGAUGUGGAGAAACUCUUGCGAGAUGAUGCCCUGGCUGAAGCUUACCUCACAUGGAGGCAGUUCGUUGUGGAGGACACCUUAAAAAUGAUCGAUGAGAGCUUACAGUGGAGGAAAGAGUUUAACGUGAAUGACGUCACAGAGAGCAGUAUUCCUCGCUGGAUGUUUGAGAGCGGCGCGGUUUAUCUGCACGGAUACGACAAAGAGGGAAACAAACUCUUCUGGUUCAAAGUGAAGCUUCACGUUAAGGAUACAAAGACGGUUUUGGACAAGAAGAGGUAUGUGGCGUUCUGGUUGGAGCGCUAUGCCAAACGUGAACCCGGAAUGCCGCUGACGGUUGUGUUCGACAUGUCUGAGUCCGGCCUCGGUAACAUCGAUAUGGACUUUGUGAAGUAUAUCAUUAGUUGCUUCAGAGUGUACUAUCCAAAGUUUCUCUCUAAAAUGAUCAUGUACGACAUGCCUUGGAUCAUGAAUGCUGCUUGGAAGAUUGUGAAGACGUGGUUGGGCCCUGAAGCCAUCAGUAAACUCAAGUUUGUCUCCAAGAGUGACAUCCAGAUGUAUAUUGACCCCGAACACCUGCCACCGCACAUGAGCGGGACGGACCAAUUCAAAUACAGUUAUCCGCCUCUUCCGGACGAUGACUUCCAGUCUCCGAUCUGUGAGAAUGGUCCAGUCGUCAGUGAAGACGAGAGCGACAUCAAAGAUCUCGAAUCCGAAUCAAAAGAGGCCCUAGAGUCGAGUUUCAACUCCGAGCAAACAAUCAAACCCAAAAAGGUCAAUUUUCAGGAGGACAGUCUGAAGUCAGAAGAUCUGGACAGAAGCGACGGGUCUGUUCGACUGAGGGCGGCGAGAAAACCCACGUCCACAUUCAAGGGCACUUUAAUACACAUCAGUCCAGCAGAAGAGCUCAGUUUUGGUGCUAAAGAAACAGAGAAGAAAUGUUUGAUCAUCCUCAACAAUGUCAGCAAGAACCAUGUGGCUUUUAAGGUUCGGACAACAGCUCCAGAGAAGUACCGUGUUAAACCCAGUAACAGCAACUGUGAGCCUGGAGCCAGUGUGGACAUCGUAGUUUCACUACAUGGAGGGUUCCAGGCGUCACCGCAGGACCGGUUUCUCGUCAUGGCAGCAGAGAUGGAGGCGAGUGCUGGAGCUGCAAUUCCUGAUUUGGCUCAAUUCUGGAAAGAAGUUUCCAAAUCCAAAAUCAUGGAGCAAAGGUUACGAUGUCACAUUCUAGAGAGUCCCAAGCUCAUUCAUAGUAAUUCAUUUGAAAGUCCAUCAGUCACACCAACCAAUGAGCAUCAAGACCUGCAGACGAUGUUGAUGCGAGUGAUGAUGGCUAAUUCCCGUUUGGAGCAGAAACUGGAGUCGUGUCUCUGGGUGCAGAAAGUUCUCGUGGUUCUGGUGUCGUUUCUACUGGCAUUUAACUUAAUCACGGUAUACUCACUGUGGACAUCAUAAACCACGGUAAAGACUGAAGGACCGAGAUGCUCGACUGGUUGGAUGUUAACGUGAGGACACUGUAGGGACGCUGUGGAACAUAGUGAACUUCACAUUCUGCUCUGGUCCAAAUCUGCAUAUGCAUACAUUAUAUAUAUAUAUAUAUAAAGCAAAAGCUCAAAGCUAAAUAAUGUAUUUUUAUCACUUAUCGCCAGAAUAAGCAAAGGUUUAAUUUAUAAAACAUGUUGUGUAGAAAGUCUUAAGAUUAUGCAAUUGUAAUUAACUUAAUUUGAUUUUAAUAUAUAGUAUUUUUUUUUUUAAGUAUGAAUGUAUGAACAUUAAAAUGACCAUUUGUAUUGCACGCCACUAUCAUUUGCCCUUUUUUGGUCUAAAUACGAUACUUGACAGAUUUAAGCAGAAUUGUCCUCUAGUAUGAAAGUAUCACUUUAUAUUUUAACACCGUUUUUAAAUUCAGAUUAUGGGAAGUUUAAUUAAAUAUGCUUUCUUGAGAGAUUUUGUGCAUUACUUCCUACAAAUAUGUACAUUAACUACUUUAUAUUACCUUCAGUUUAAUUACCCAGAGCACGUGUGUAUAAAAGUCAAAGGAUAUUUCAGCUCUGUAGGUCCAUACAAUGCAAGUGAAUGGUGACCAAAAAGCACAUAAAGGCAGCUUAAAAGUAAUCCAUACGAAUCCAGUGGUUUAAUCCAUGACUUCAGAAGUGUUCAGAUAAAACAAUACAUUGUACAUAUCACUGCAAUCAGUAAAAACAUCAAACUGAUCAAAUAUUCAUGUGUCAUAUGUUGUUGGAAAUCUCAUAAAAAGUAAAAUACAACCAGACUAUUUGUGUUACUCUCAGACACAAAUAUAGUGAAUAACAGCUAAAUAUAUGUCUUUGACAAUUAGUGUUGGUGCUGCUUAUAUGCAGCGUUUUUUUCUUAUAACUUCAUAAAAAUAAACAGAAUAUCACAUACGAUUAUUUAGA